UUAAUACCUAUAUAUUUUGCGGAAUAUGUUCAUAUGUUUCACAACAAUAAAACAUUUAGAAAUUGUAGCAAUGAUGAAAAUCAAAGUUUUUAUUUUGUGUUUCCUCUGUGCAUUGUUUAUUUUCUCUGUUGUGGCAACUGAGACAUUUAAAGAUGAUCGUGCAAAAGAAUUAAGGAAAAGUGUUUGGAAGGGCAGCAAAGGUGGAAGUAUCAUGCCACUAUCAACUAAGCUUGAUGGUAGGCGAAGACACGUAUUUGAUCAGCCUACUGAUCCACAAAAGCCUGAAGAUGGUGAGAGAAAUAAAACAAGGGACGAAAGAAUGAAGGAAAAGUUAGAAAAGCAGAGGGAAAGGGAAAUGAAAAGGAAAAAUGAGGGGAAAGAGAAACAAUAGGCCAAUUCUAUCUCAUGCUUAUGCAUUAACUAAUGUUGUAAAAGAAAUAUAUAAAAUACAAACAUAAACAAUAAUCAUUGCGUGAAUGAGUAAUGAUAAGAUUGAUGUUGUAUACCGUUCAAAAAAUAAUAAUAUUUUAUAUACCAUGUAUGAUUGUGUAGGCAAA
Cicer arietinum (chickpea) is the source of this 557-nucleotide messenger RNA. NCBI's taxonomy places the organism in Eukaryota, Viridiplantae, Streptophyta, Magnoliopsida, Fabales, Fabaceae. The record is from RefSeq and is a predicted model, not a curated record.